CCAACAGCGACAGGAACUUCCGGGGUGGGGCCUGUCUAGUGCUUCCCCGUAGGGAAUGUGGCCUUUCAGCGUUGCUGAUAUCGGCAGUCGCUUGGCCGCUACUUCCGUUACUUUAAGACGGUGCCUGAGGUUGGGGGUGACCAUGGCCAAGAGCAAGUUUGAGUACGUCCGGGAUUUUGAGGCUGACGACACCUGCUUGCCGCACUGCUGGGUUGUGGUGCGGCUGGACGGCCGGAAUUUCCAUCGGUUUGCUGAGAAGCACAGCUUUGCAAAACCUAAUGACAGUCGAGCUCUGCAGCUGAUGACCAAAUGUGCCCAGACAGUAAUGGAGGAGCUGGAGGACAUUGUGCUUGCAUAUGGACAGAGCGAUGAGUACAGCUUUGUGUUCAGGCGGAAAAGCAAUUGGUUUAAAAGGAGAGCCAGUAAGUUCAUGACUCUCGUGGCCUCCCAGUUUGCCUCCAGUUACGUGUUUUAUUGGAGGGAUUACUUUGCGGACCAGCCCCUUCUGUAUCCCCCAGGAUUUGAUGGAAGAGUCGUGUUGUAUCCUAGCAACCAGACCUUGAAGGACUACCUCAGUUGGCGACAGGCAGACUGUCACAUCAAUAAUCUUUAUAAUACAGUAUUCUGGGCCCUUAUCCAGCAGUCUGGACUAACACCGGUCCAAGCCCAGGACAGAUUAAAGGGAACUCUGGCAGGAGACAAGAAUGAAAUUCUGUUCUCUCAGUUCCACAUCAACUACAAUGACGAGCCACCGAUGUACAGGAAAGGGACAGUGUUGUUGUGGCAGAAGGUGGAUGAAGUCAGGACGCAAGAAGUUAGGCUGCCUGCAGAAAUGGAAGGGGAACGGAUGACUGUGACCCGGACCAGAUCCAGGCCCGUGCCCUUGUACUGCGAUCUCAUUGGGGAUGCGUUCUGGAAGGAACACCCAGACCUUCUGUCGGGAGAGAACUGACCCUGCACUCUGCAGUUCUGCCCUGUUUAACCAUGCUGGGCUCCUGGAGUCUCCUGCCCUUGGGUGGCUCGAGCAUUCCUAGCUCCAAGAACCCUGUAUGGAGUGACGUGACUGGAGCUGGGUGGAGAGAAAGCAAUGGACAGGGGCUAUGUAUCUUACUGUGCUCAAGCAAAACACCUUUCCUUUCUUUACGGUGUUAGAACAUGACUUCUUUGGCUCUUUUCAAAAUCAUGAUCCUAUUUUUAUAAAAGAACUAUUCACGCUU
Molecule: messenger RNA, 1217 nt
Organism: Phodopus roborovskii (desert hamster)
Lineage: Eukaryota; Metazoa; Chordata; Mammalia; Rodentia; Cricetidae
Gene: Thg1l
Product: tRNA-histidine guanylyltransferase 1 like
Exons: 6
Coding region: 56-952 (298 amino acids)
Biological process (GO): tRNA modification
Molecular function (GO): tRNA guanylyltransferase activity; magnesium ion binding
Source: RefSeq, a predicted model, not a curated record